Molecule: messenger RNA, 1795 nt
Organism: Ipomoea nil (Japanese morning glory)
Lineage: Eukaryota; Viridiplantae; Streptophyta; Magnoliopsida; Solanales; Convolvulaceae
Product: cytochrome P450 724B1
Exons: 9
Coding region: 84-1529 (481 amino acids)
Biological process (GO): sterol metabolic process
Molecular function (GO): heme binding; iron ion binding; monooxygenase activity
Source: RefSeq, a predicted model, not a curated record
GAGAGAUCAGAAAACCAUAGUUUCCAUUCUAGCUAGUUUGCAGAUAUAAAUAUAUAGAGAGCAGUGUUGAAUUUUUGGGUGUGAUGGCUGGAGAUCAAAGGUGGUUUUGGGGGGUGAGUAUUGUGAUUGGGUUUUUGGUGGGAAUGAUGUUGAACCAUUUCUUGCCAUGGCUCCUGCGGCUUGGGGUUGUGCCCAAGGGGUCUUUUGGGUGGCCUCUUCUGGGAGAAACCCUUGCCUUUUUGAAGCCUCACCCUUCUAACUCUAUUGGUUCUUUCCUGCAAGAUCAUUGUUCUAGGUAUGGGAAAGUGUUCAAAUCCCAUCUUUUCUUCUCCCCCACAGUGGUUUCAUGUGACCAAGACCUCAAUUACUUCAUCCUGCAAAAUGAGGAUAAGCUGUUCCAGUGCAGCUAUCCCAAGCCCAUCCAUGGCAUCCUGGGAAAAGUCUCUAUGCUGGUUGCUGUGGGAGACACCCAUAAGAGGCUCAGAAAUGUUGCCCUUUCCCUUGUCAACACCACCAAAUCUAAACCUGAGUUUCUCAAUGAUGUUGAGACUGCUGCCCUCCACAUUCUUGAUUCCUGGAAAGAUAUGCACCAAGUCAUAUUCUGGGAACAAUCAAGAAAGUUUACAUUCAAUGUAAUAGUAAAGCAAGUUCUUGGAUUAACCCCAGAAGAGCCACAGACUACUGAGAUUCUUCAAGAUUUCCUGACUUUCAUGAGAGGCCUUAUCUCUUUGCCACUCCACAUACCUGGCACUCCAUAUGCAAGAGCUGUGCAGGCUAGACGUAGAAUAUCUUCCACUGUCAAAGCAAUCAUAGAGGAAAGAAGAAGGAGAAGGCAUCUUGGAGAUCAUAACAGUAAAAAGAAUGAUUUUCUUGAGAUACUGUUAUAUGUGGAUACCUUAUCUGAAGAUGAAAAGAUUAGUUUUGUUCUAGAUUCUCUCCUAGGUGGUUAUGAGACCACCUCGCUCUUGCUGUCCAUGGUUGUUUAUUUUCUUGGUCAAUCCACCUCUGCCCUUGAACAAUUAAAGCUUGAACAUCAAAGCAUAAGGAGCAUGAAGAAAAAGGGAGAGUUCUUGAACUGGGAAGACUAUAAAAAAAUGGAUUUUAGUCAAAAGGUCAUGAAUGAAGCUCUUAGAUAUGGAAAUGUUGUUAAAUUUGUGCACCGAAAAGCACUCAAAGAUGUCAAAUUUAGAGAUUACAUUAUUCCAUCUGGUUGGAAGGUCCUACCAGUUUUUAGUGCAGUUCACUUGGAUCAAAACCUCCAUGCCAAUGCUCUGCAAUUUAAUCCUUGGAGAUGGGAGAGUGAUGAUCAAACAUGCAAGAAAUUCACACCUUUUGGUGGAGGGUCUAGGUCCUGCCCUGGCUCUGAACUUGCAAAGGUUGAGGUUGCAUUUUUCCUGCACCACCUUAUACAAAACUACAGGUGGAAAGUGGAAGAAGGUGAAGAAGCCAUGGCAUAUCCAUAUGUAGAGUUCCAUAAAGGACUGGCAAUAAAGUUGCAGCCAUUAAACCACCAGUUUGGUUCUGGGUGAAGUGAUCAGAGUGUGAUGAGAUGACGGCUAAAGAAGGCAGGCAAGAUUGGUGGAGCAUUUUCUAUUUUUGUAAUUUAAUUAUUUCGGAGAUAUAUAUAAGGUCUCCCUUUUUAAUUCCCUGUUGCACAGGAAUUUUGUACUAAUUCUUGCAUUUUGCUUUUCCUAGUACAUAAAAUCCGAGGUUUAUUUCCUUCUUGAAACUGUGAUUGUAUGUAUACAGUUCAUGCUGCUAAUAUAAUCAAACCUUGUAAGGAUUUUCUACUGUA